Molecule: messenger RNA, 2452 nt
Organism: Centropristis striata (black sea bass)
Lineage: Eukaryota; Metazoa; Chordata; Actinopteri; Perciformes; Serranidae
Product: collagen and calcium-binding EGF domain-containing protein 1-like
Exons: 11
Coding region: 251-1417 (388 amino acids)
Molecular function (GO): calcium ion binding
Source: RefSeq, a predicted model, not a curated record
CUUCAGUAGCUCUCCAAGGGGUCUCUGCCUCAGUGCGUAAAGUUGGGACGGGGCUCCGGACGCAGCGCGCAGCACUUAUUCUCCCACAGGUUCCAUGUGCGUCACCUCUGCGGGAUACUUGACGAGGAUUUCUGAUAUUUUGAUACUACCACCCGCGCGGGUCAGUGACAGAUGAACAACAUUGGCGUUUUGCUGAUGUGAAGGCGUUUUCCCCUCGAACAGAUCAUCUGUCCCGGAGCGCAGAGGGGACAUGGGUCAACUUUAUGGUGCGACUCUUUUACCAUUUGGCGCUAUCUGUGUUGUUUUCCUGUGGGAAUCUGGUGCCAGCUCUAUCAGGACAACGCUUGCAGUGGACACCUCGAGGGCAGAGUGUCCAGAUAGUAAGAUUUUGACCGUGGAGUAUCCCUGUGUCAGAGCUGGGGGGAAGAACAGCACUUGUUUCAGGAGGAAAUGCUGUGACGGAUUCAGGUUUGUGAUGGGCCAGUGCAUACCUGAAAGCGUGGAUGUGUGUGAAGCAUCGCCCUGCGAGCAGCAGUGUACUGAUAACUUUGGAAGAGUUGUCUGCACAUGUUACCCCGGCUAUCGCUUCGACAGGGAGAGACACCGCACCCACAAAUCUCCAUACUGUCUGGACAUUGACGAGUGUGAGCACCCAGGCAGCAGCAUGUGUGACCAUGAGUGUGUGAACACGAUGGGCAGCUUCCUGUGUCGCUGUCACAGUGGCUACAUACUCGCACCGGACCAACGAUCCUGCAUCCCCGUAAACAACUUAAGUUCAUCAGGGAAGUCAGACACCCUAAUGAGUUCUGGUACCUGCUCGUUCACCUGUCAGGACUUUAUGAGCAUGAAAAGCAGUCUGCUGCAGCUAAAGUUAAGGCUGGGCAACACACAGUCACCCAACCAGGUACCCGGACUGGCCAACAGUAGUGACAAACGCUCUCUGAGGGCAGGAAAAAGUCCUGUUAGCCCUUGUCUUCCUGGUCUUCCAGGCCCUCCAGGAGCUCCUGGGGUUCCAGGACACCCAGGAGAACCAGGAACGAGAGGGGACCCAGGAGACAGGGGCCUGCCUGGCCCACGGGGCCCGCGGGGAGACAUGGGACCCAUGGGUCCAGAGCCUGACCUGAAACACUUGAAAAGAGGCCGCAGGGGGCCGGUGGGACCUCCUGGGGCAACAGGAAGAGAUGGACUAAAGGGAGACAGAGGAUCUCCUGGUCCCAGAGGUCCACCUGGACCGCCCGGCUCCUUCGACUUCCUUUUGCUAAUGAUGGCUGACAUCCGCAAUGAUAUAAUUGAACUGCAGGAGAAGGUGUUUGGGGAGCGGCGGGGCAUUUCUCUGGACAGUCCUCCUCAUUCCAGUGGAGAAAUGGAUUUUGUAGAGUGGGGCUCUGGACAAGGAGACCUCCUGCUCAGUACCUGACCUCUGACCUCCCGCACACAGUAACAGUCACUCAAACCCAGCAAACAAACACCAAACUUGACCCUUUGUUUCUUCUUUGAUAAAGGAGGCUGUAAAUAAUCUCUAAUCCUGGGUAAGGAGCCUUGAUUGCAUUCUUGACACUGCAACAUACAGUGAAACUGAGAGACACGAGGAUUAUGAAGACAGAAACUGAACCGCAAAGUCUCUGAACCACUGCAAGCCCAGUCUGGCUGCCUUUCAUAGGCUGUGGUGUGAGUGAGGGGUCUGUGUGCAGGACAUAGAGUGAGAAAGAUGGCUUUAUGUCUGAGCUGGGUAUCUGAACUGAACCACUUCAAACGGUGGACUUUAUCGUCUACAUCUCUUCCUGUUCCUGAGUCUGCCCAUGGAAGCUCUGCUGCCACUGACAGUCUGCCUGCAGGGCGUUGGUACAAAGACCCAGGACCCGCACUGUGAGCCCCCCCUGCACCUGCCUGCAGUAUCCAGCCCUCAAGUCUGAGCUCUCAGGCACCUUCAGAGAGUAAUUCACGAGAUUCAUGAGAAUUACAAAUCCCAAUCCUGUGCUGUUGGACAAAAGCAGUCAUGUCUGAUCGAUUUUUCAAAAUUUACAAUGAAACAAAUUUAAAUAUAUAAAACUUAAAACUUUUACCACAAAUUAUGUUCAACCAUAUAUAAGCAAAGAAAGAUGUUAAAUAUAUAUAAUACAUGCAAACUUUGGACAGAUUAUUUUAAAUGAGGACAUUAAAAAGAUUUAAUGGAUUUAUGCAUUGGAAAAGGUCCGGGGAGAAAAAUAUUUUUUAAAUGACUUUUAUAACCCAUAUAUUAUCAGGCAAGUCAACUGUGAACAUAUUUUUAAUCAGAGAGAUGGCCUGAAGUGAACUGUUCAGGGGGACAAGGAGUGCACAUAUUUUCAUACUUUCACCAGGGAGUUGACCAGAAACAAGAGACAUAAAGAAAGAAGGCUGCUGAAAGUUUUGAACUGUGAAGCAGCUGUCAACUGGGAUAACUCACUGAUUAAUAAAAAUUUGUAUAAAUCUA